Balearica regulorum gibbericeps (East African grey crowned-crane) is the source of this 744-nucleotide messenger RNA. The record is from RefSeq and is a predicted model, not a curated record. NCBI's taxonomy places the organism in Eukaryota, Metazoa, Chordata, Aves, Gruiformes, Gruidae.
UUGCUGGAAAUCAUCAGGAAGGAGGACGUGGAGCUCAGAGCAGUGCUCACCACCCACCACCACUGGGACCACGCAAGGGGCAACGAAGAGCUGGCGAGGCUCUGCCCUGGCCUGCGGGUGUACGGCGCUGACGAGCGGAUCGGGGCCCUGACGCACAAGGUGACCCACAACCAGGAGCUGACGUUCGGGGCCAUCCGGGUGAGGUGCCUCUUCACCCCCUGCCACACCUCGGGCCACAUGUGCUACUUCAUGUGGGAGGACGGCUCUCCAGACGCUCCGGCUCUCUUCUCAGGUGACACCCUGUUCGUGGGAGGCUGCGGGAAGUUCUUCGAGGGUACAGCAGAGCAGAUGUACACCAACCUCACCCAAAUCCUGGGGGCUUUGCCGAAGGAGACGAAAGUGUUCUGUGGUCACGAGUGCACUGUCCGAAAUCUCAAGUUUGCCCUGAAAGUGGAACCAGACAAUGAAACAGUGAAGAAGAAACUUGCGUGGGCCAAACAGCGGGAUGACGAGGACUUGCCCACAGUGCCCUCCACGCUGCAGGAGGAGUUCCUCUACAACCCCUUCCUGCGGGUCACGGAGGAGCCCUUGCAGAAGUUCACGGGCAAGACAGACCCAGUGGAGGUGCUAAGGACCCUCCGCACUGAGAAGGAUAACUUCAAGAAACCCAAGGAGCGGCCCAAUCCCCAGGCCAUGCUCGCAUUUGACUGGGGACUUUUCAGCCCCUUCUUUGAGAAGAAGUAA